AUUUCGACUUUCAAACGAGACGGUUUUAAAAAUGCGCUUGAUUUGUCUGCUGCUUUUGGCAGCUGCCUCGAUACAGGUUUGCCUUGGCGAAAACAAAGUGUCCUGCAAGGACGAAGAGGGUCACGAUGUCGACUGGUGGUACAUUUACAAGUUGCCUAAGCACUACUCGACCCUAUAUCAGGGUGCGGAUGUGAGUGGAUUGCGAUACUUCUUCGUGACCAGCAGCUCCUAUGACAGCUGGCAGUUGUCUGGGAAGCGCAUCAGCGACUCCAACUCGCUAGCAGCGGAAACACUGAGACCGCUCUACGCAGACACACAGCAUGUGCUGCUGGCUGCGUACAACGAUGAGUUUCCCAACGGUACCGUCACCAGCACUGGUGGCCACACAAAGGGUGUCAUUGCCACCGACGGAGUGACAGGUGUUUGGCUUGUGCACUCGGUGCCGAAGUUUCCAACAGUGCCGGAUUAUACGUACCCAACCAGUGGCGAGAACUAUGGCCAGAGUCUGCUCUGCAUGACGCUCGAUAUGGAGGGUGUGGAGAAGGUGGGCGAACUGUUGGUCUACAAUGAGCCGCAUUUCUACUACACGCGGAAUCCGCUGCUGAAGGCUGCUGAACUAGUACCCAGCCUGGAGCGUGCACUCAAGCAGCAGUGGCGCACUGAGGAGCCGUACCAGAAGGAGAUCGAGGUGAAGACACUCAAUGGCAAACAGUUCCGUCUCUUUGGCAAGAGUUCGCGCGCCAAUGUCGAGCUCUACUCGGAUGUGGUUGCUCCCGCCCUGGGCGUCAAUCUGUUUGUGGAGGCUUGGCGCGAUGGUGCCGGCAGUUUGCCCGACAGCUGCGACAAAGCCAACAAGGUCUACAACGUUCAGGAUAUUGCCAAUGAGGAUUUCAGGAUCGAGUUCAAGACCACGGGAGACCAUUCCAAGUGGGCCGUCUCCGAGGAAUCGGGUAUUAAACUGCAUCGCUGGCGCAUUGGUGGCGGCGAUUGGAUCUGCAUCGGCGACAUUAAUCGCCAGCGAAGUCAGCAGAAUCGCGGAGGCGGCACCGCCUGCCACAAGAGCUCGCGUGUCUCAGAUCUCUAUCGCAAACUGGUCGCCAACUAUGAAAAGUGCAACUAAAGAACUAAAUAAGAGAUUCAAUCAGAAUAAAAAUUAUUUUCUCCAAGCAAA
Molecule: messenger RNA, 1171 nt
Organism: Drosophila grimshawi
Lineage: Eukaryota; Metazoa; Arthropoda; Insecta; Diptera; Drosophilidae
Gene: DNaseII
Product: plancitoxin-1
Exons: 2
Coding region: 32-1120 (362 amino acids)
Biological process (GO): apoptotic DNA fragmentation
Molecular function (GO): deoxyribonuclease II activity
Source: RefSeq, a predicted model, not a curated record